This is a messenger RNA of Tauraco erythrolophus (red-crested turaco), 1080 nucleotides long. The record is from RefSeq and is a predicted model, not a curated record. Lineage: Eukaryota; Metazoa; Chordata; Aves; Musophagiformes; Musophagidae.
AUGAAUGGGCGACGGAGCCCUCCUUUGCCUAACAGGAGGGUAGCUAACGGUGUGGAUCCUCUUCUUGCCAAUAACUCCGGUCCUCGGGCGUUUGAUUUACUAACUGCCACUGCGCGACUCUACGGUAGUAGCGGCGCAGGGCUUGCCUCCUUUCCCGGACUGAUGCUGCCGGCUGGCCAUUGCGUGCCCAUCCCGACCCGCCUGCCCUUCUGCAGCGUGCUGGGCACCCACCAUUUCAGAUUGCCGAAUUACCUCCACCACGGCAGCGAGGCAGAAAUUUGGGCGGCUUUGCAUGAGUGGGAGGGGCUGCUUGAAUCGCGGUGCCAUCACUACGUGGAGUGGUUUCUCUGCUUGCUCCUGCUCCCUGGCUGUAGCGCUUCGGUCCCCAUAACCCCUCCGCCGUGCCAGGGCUUCUGCCAGGCUGUCAGAGAUCGCUGUUGGACGCACUUGGCCGGUGGGCACCUGCCUCUGCCUUGCGAUGCUCUCCCUGAGGAGGACAAAGGGUAUUCUUGUGUCUUUAUUAAUGCUUCUGCAGAGAAUCUGAGCACCGAGGUCAGCCUCCUGGAGCUGAUCGGAGACCCCCCACCAGAGGAGAUCCUGAAAAUUUAUGGCCCCGACAACAACCCUGGCUAUGUCUUCGGCCCAAAUGCCAACACGGGCCAGGUGGCCCGGUACCACCUGCCAAGCCCUUUCUACCGGGACUUUUCUCUCCUCUUCCACAUCCAGCCCACCACCCCCCGGGCUGGCGUGCUCUUUGCCAUCACGGACUCCUCGCAGAGCAUCAUCUAUGUGGGUGUCAAGCUCUCAGAACUGCAGGCGGGCAAGCAGCAGAUCAUCUUCUACUACACAGAGCCAGGCUCGCCAAGCUCAUAUGCAGCAGCCACCUUCACCGUGCCCACCUUGCUCAACCAGUGGACACGCUUCGCCAUCAGCGUGGAGGAGGAUGAAGUCGUUCUCUUCCUGGACUGUGAGGAGCAUGAGCGGGUCCACUUUGAGCGUUCCCCGGAUGAGAUGGAGCUGGAAGAUGGCUCCGGGCUCUUUGUUGCUCAGGCUGGAGGAGCUGACCCAGAUAAAUACCAG